AUGCUCACGUCUCAAGUUCCCGGCAAUGGCUCAGUAGUUUCAUCUCCCUCGCACCCCGGUUACAACUCCUGUACUGUUUCUCGCUCCAGUUACAACCAUCUCUCCAUCCACCCCCUCCCCCCAUCCCCAUUGCCUUCCCCCCUUCCACCCCGCUUUUUCCCUCCCUUAUCAUUCCAACCUGACCUACCCCGCGCACUCGCUCCCUCCGCCUACCUUCCACAGAAAGAGGCAUUGGAGGAGAUGCGGGGGGAUGUAGAGCGGUUGAAAGGUGAACUUCAACAAGCAGGGGAGCAGCUCGCAGUGGCAGAAAAGGCGAAAACCGAUUUGCUGGUUAAGUAUGAGUGCGUGGAGAGGGAAAAGGUUGCUCUGGAGGGGCGUUUGGAGGAGAGGGAGAAGGAAAGAGAGAGGGAGAGAGGGGAAUUAUUUGGGAGGUUGGAGGAGUGUGAGAGGAGGUUGAAGGAGGAAGAGGAGGGGAGGAAGGAGGAGAAGCAGAAACGGAAAGAGGAGAAGGAGAAGCGGAAGGAGGAGGAGGGGAAACGGAAGGAGGAGAAGAAGAGGCGGAAAGAGGCGGAGGAGGAAUUGGCACGUGUCAAGCAGCGAUUGGAGGAAGCUGAGGCCAAAUGUGAGAGGAUCGAGGGGGUGAGUGCUGUGCUGAGAGGGCUUGCUGAUGCAGCAGCAGAGGAGGGAAGCGGGUCAGUUGAUAGAAGAAGAGUUGAAAGGGAGGAUGGAAGCAGUGUAGCAGAUGACAGGAGUGAUGAGGCGGAUGGAAGGGUAGCUGGGCGUGACGAUGAAAGGGAGGCGAGUGCACGACUAAAAGACCUUGAACUGCACGCUGUGAGAGCAGAGGGAGAGGCGGAGGGCUUGAGGCGUGAGCUGGAAGCUGUGAAUGCCACGCUGGCAGAUACAAGUGCCAGGCUGGCAGACACGAGUGCUGAGCUGGCAUGCUUGAAAGAGGCAUUGAGGGAGACGGACGCACACGCACGCGUGGAUAAGUGCGGAGAAGAGGGAUUGAGGGAGAGUGGAAGUAGGGAGGAGGGGGGGAGCAGGGAGGAGGCGGAACAGAGGUUGAAAGAGGCAGAAGCACAGAGGGAUGCUGCAGAGAAACAGAGGGAGGAGGCGGAAAGACAAAGGGAGGAGGCAGAGAGGCGAAAGGAGGAAGCAGAGCGGGAAUGGAAGGAGGCGGAGAAGGGACGAGAGGACGCAGAGGAAAGAGUGAAGGGCCUUGAGGGUCGCCUGAAAGUUGCAGAGAGGUCAGCAGCAGGAGACACUCUGGGUUUGAAUGCGAAUGCCGCGCGUGACUCAUUCGGUGAUAACAAUGCGGGAGGUAGAGGGAGUGAACAAAGGAAGGAGGAGCAUGGGAACAGCUGGAAGGGGGUUGUGGGAGAGAGGGAGAGUGUGGAGGGAAACAUGGAUGCCGAAGUGGAGUGCUUCAAAGAGCCUCAGAAGGUGGAAGUGUCGCUUCCCAAGGCACAAUUGCCACCUGGAAAGACAUUUCCCGAGAUGGACCGCGAGGCAGAGCUUGAGUUUCUGCGCAACCUGCGGGAAGAUCUGGAGAGGGAGUUGGACUCUCUACGCAUUCAACUCGAUUGCAAGUCACAGGCCCCUGUUGCUGAUUUGGAUAAGGCUUGUCUCGAAGCUGGGGGAGACCAGAGUAGCAGCCAGCCUACCAACAGCACCUGUGGCUGCACGUGUUGCAGCAGCUGUAGCUGCGGCUGUAGCACCAGGAACGCCAGUACCAGCACCGCCACGAACACCACCAGGAGCAUUGCAGAAGCAGAAGCAGAGAUCGAGCGACUGCACGCCGUGAGAGGAGACCUAGAGAGGGAGCUUGAGGACUUGUACCUGGAGUUGCAACGGGAGCAGGAGCUCUCAGCUGAAGCAAGCCUUUUAGCUGAGAAGGAGUGGGAGCGGCGACAGGAGGCAGUGAAAAUGCUGUCUCAGCUAGAGAGGCAGCUAGGGGAGGCGUUUGGAGGGGCUGUGGCGGAAGGGGGGGUGGUGGUUGAUGCUAAUGGAAGGCCGAUGUCGCCGCUAGUGGGGAGUUUGAGUGGGUCGGGAGCGGUGGGGAGGAAUGGCAGGGGAGGGGGCGUGGGAGGGGUGUUUGUGUCGCCGCUUGGCGGGCCGCGAUUGGAGGGUUCUGGUGGGGAGGAAAGCUGGCCGUAUUUGUGUGGUGGCGAGGUGGCGGAGGGAGCAGAGGGGGGAGCUGAGGAGGGGGAGAUGGGAGGGAUGAGAAGGGUGCUAUUUGGAAUAGAGGAGCGUGGGGAGGAGGAGGGUGCAGCAGCCGGAGAAGAAGAAGAACCAGGUUCUUCGCUUGCCACAGCAAGCACAGGCACACGCACCAGCAGAGCAGCAAGUGUAGUGGAGCGGCUGAGCUUAGAGAAGGAAGAGAAUUACAGAAGGGAAGGGGAGGGAGUUGAGGGGAAGAAUGAGGACGGUGACUGGGAUGAGAUCUGGAGUGAAGGAGACGAUGAACAAGAGCUUGAGGUGAGGCGUGGGGAAGGGGAGAGGCGUGGGGAAGGCCAGAGGCAGGAAAGGGAAACGGAGGGGGCAGAGAAGAGGGAGGAAAGAAGGAUAGGGCAGUCUUGCCGGAUGGACUGGCCUAGGUCACUCACGGAGGAGAGUAGACUAUUUAGUGAGGAUCCAAGUCUCACUGAUGCACACGACCCUGAGCCAAGUCACACCUGCAGUUCCCGGCCUCUGCUGCACAUUCACCCUCCCCCUCGCACGUUCCCUAGAGCCACAUCCGAUUUAGUCACCUAUGUGAGAGACGCUAAGGCUGCGCUGGGGCAACCCUCCUCCCCAGGGGAAGACGAGUUUUUCAGCACGAAACUGCCGGAAUUGAGGAGGAGAAUGACUGGUGAGGGCCCUCAAAAGGAGACGGCCCUGCGCCUGCCCUCUUCCCCUGGGGAAGGCGAGUUUUUCAGCACCAAAUUGCCGGAAUUGAGGAGGAGAAUGACUGGUGAGGGCCCUCAAAACUCGCCUUGUAAGUCUGCCUCUUCUGCAGAAGACGAGUUUUGUAGCACUAAGUUGCCGGAAUUGAGGAGGAGAAUGACUGGUGAGGGUCCUUACAAGUCCUCUUCUCCUCGUGAGGACGAGUUUUUCAGUGCUAAGCUGCCGGAAUUGCGGAGGAGAAUGAGCAACUUCUCGCCUCUGCACUCACCCCUGGUUCAUUUACGGGGGAUGCAGUUGGAUGGGGAUGCUGAGGUGGUGACCGCAGCAGCACCUGGCGCUGGGGGUGCAGGCGGCGCAGAUGGAGACGGUUCAGGUGUUUCUGUUGUUUCAGGUGCUUCAUCAGGUGAAAACGGCACUCCUGGUGGUCGCGUAAACAAAGAACCCCCCUCUCCCACUGCUAAAGGACUGCCGCCCCUCACCACCUCGUUUUCAGCGCUUGAUGAGGCUUCCUCUCCCAACGCAGCUAGAGCAGUCUCCUAUUCAGGGCAGCCCUUUUCCUAUGCCAGUCAGAUAACAACCGCUCCUAGGGAAGCCCCAGGUAUGCCUUCAGGGGGUUUCAACAGAGCGGUUUCCUACACAGGGGGUUUCAACAGAGCGGACUCGCACUCAGGUGCUUUCAACAGAGCAGGGUCUUACUCAGGUGGUUUCAACAGAACUGGUUCAGAUGUGGGGCUGCUGCUCACCUUCGGGGGACCAUCAGGGGGGGAGUUUUCAGGAACAGAGACGACAACAGGUGGAGCGAAUGACAGAGAAGACUUGGAAGAAUCUGGGAGAGGAAAAGAAGAGGAGGAGGAGGAGGAGUUAGUAGAUGUAGGGUUGGCAGAUGAAGACUACAAUUGGGGUGACUCUAUUUACAGUAAGCAGCAGCUUUUAGCUAAGCACCAGGGUGAUUUUCUCCACGUGUUGCUGCAGAUGCUACAGCUGGCAGUGGCGAAGCGGGAAAGCGAGUUAGUGUCAGCCUCUGCCGCCGCUACAGCUGCCGCUACAGCUGUCUCGGCUGCCGAGAGGGAGAAAGCGGAGUGGGAAGUGGAGCAGGUGGUAUCAGCAGUGUUUAGGGAGGUGCAUAACGUGUUGCAUGUGAAUGGCGUUGGCAGGGUGAGGAGAAAAUUCCGAGGGGUGGCUAAGGAAGGGAACGCAGCAGCAACGGCUGCUGCUGCAGUGAAAGAGGAUCUCGAGCUUUUGGUCCGGGCAGUUGAAGCAAAGGCUCGGGCAGCCAUGAGAAGAAAUGCGGCUGGCCUGGUCCCUCCUGCUCCCAGAAGGCUUGUCAAGGAUGGGAGUGGGGGUGAGGGGCGGAGAGGAGGAGAAAAAAGUGGCGGAGGAGGAUGGGGGGUGAGCAGCGGCAACGGCAUGUGGAGCAUUGGUCAGAGUCUCCAGUCGGCUGCUUUGGCUAUAGCUCGCUCUCCCUCUGUUGCUGGUCCCUCUGUUGCCAGUACUCCUAGCAUGAGUAGAUCAGUGUCUGCUGCCGAAGCUCCUUCUGUUGUCUACUCAGUCGGGGUACACAAUGCCUCACUAAGUAUCUACAGGUCAGCUUCGGUGGCUACUACUGAGGCCUCCACUGCUGGUAACACGCCGGUUGCGCACGCGGUUACCAUCGCCCGAACCUCCUCCGUAGCCUCGGGAAUGUCCACGGAUGGUAACACGCCUGUGGCUCGGGCUGUAGGGGAUAUGUCAGGAGGAAUGUCGAUGUCCCAAGGGGGAGCGGUUCAGAUGGGUGGUGUAUCAGGAGGAAUGGGUGGAGAGCGGUUGAGUGCUCUGACCAUCUACAGGACACCUCAAGUGUCGCCGGUAACCACCCCUGUAACUGCGGAUGCUUCGACUGGCGGUAACACGCCUGUCGCACAUGCGGUUACCACUAGUGGCGGCGGUAACACUCCUGUUGCACGACCUUUGAGGCUGAGGGAAGGGGAGAAGGCGGAGCAGGACGGGAGGGCAGAGGAGGAGGAGGGGGCAGGUAGAGGGGAGGAGCAGGGGGAGGAGAGAGGGGAAGAGGAGGAGAGUGAGGAGGUUUUGUUUGUAAGGGAGGUGGUAGCGGGCGAUGUGGUGGUACACCACCAUGUAGACUCUCUCACUCGCUCCCUCACAACUGCUUCCCCUAAACCCAAACCCCUGGGGCAGACUUUUGAGGCGCCUCAAAGAACAGGAGGUGUUGUGGUACACCACCAUGCGGACUCUCUCACUCGCUCCUUCACUCCUUCUAGCUACUCCAAUGCCACUUUUGGGAACUCUCAACAGAACGCUAACGCCUUUGACCUGAUGGCAGAGUCCCCUGCUGUGCUGGCGCCUGGAAUCAGGCAAGAAGGAGGGGAGCAGCAGCCUUUCUUUCGUCCUAUGUCCAGGCAGCAAGAGAGGGAACAGAGCAGGAUACAAGACGAUCCUUUGCUGGGCGAGCAAAGGAGACGUGAUGUCUGGGGGAGUCGUGAGGCAUCUACCAGGCUGGAUAGAGGGAGGAACCAAAGCCUGGAGGAGGACUAUUCCCAGCCAGCUUCAAGCCUGGACGCUCACUCAUUGCCUGCUCGCCCCAUAGGGAGUCAUGACUCUGCUGCCCGGCUGGAUAGAGGGAGAAAUCGAAGCGCUAGUGGUUUGGCAAGUAACCGGCAGGUUUGGAAAGGGAGUGUUCGGGACGGCGCGUCUAGUUCUCAGGAGCCGCACAAGGGGAGUGGUAGAGACGGUGUGAUGGAGUCGUUGCUAUCCGAAGCUGCUGCAGCAGCACAGGGCACUGUUCGAGACAUUGUGUCUUUCUGGGCUACAAGUGCUGCAGCAGGGGCUGUAGCAGCGGCAACAGGUGGCGCAGCAGGUCGUGAGUCUGUAGCAGCAGGAGCAGGAACUGUAGCACUGCCACGUAGGCCCGCUACAGCUGCAGCGGGCGGCAGGGUUCGUUCUGUAGGGGGCUGGCAGGGCUGGGGGAUGGGAGAGAAAGGAGAGGGGUUGGGUGGAGUGGGGAUGGGUGAUAGAGAGGAAAGCAUAGAGCAACCGUGGGGCAGCAGCAGGGUGCAGGAUCAAGAGGCAGGAAGGCAGAUGGGAAGGGAGGAUCUGUGGGAGGGGUCCUAUCGGGAUAGACGAGCUGUGGCAAGGGCUGCUGCUACCACCCUUGCAGCUGCUACAGGUGUUGGCGCUGGGUCUCAUGCUGGUGCACCCGGUGCCACCAGUCCUGUUUUGCCAGGUGCUUUUCCAGGUAGAUCUCCGUUGGUUUCCCCAAAGGCCAGACCUCAUCGUGGGAUGGUGACUGUGGGGAGUUUUGUUGAUACGGAAACAGGGGUUUCGGAAUGGUUGGUUGAAAAGGUGGAGACGUUGACAGGGGCGGGGCAGAGGAGAGGAGAGGAAGAGAGGAGGGUGGUAUUGGAGUGGACUCAGGAGUUGGAAGAGGAAGGGGAAGAGGCAGAGAGAGCGUUGAGAGAGAGAAAGAGGGAGAGGAGGGAAAGGGAGGCGAAGGAGAGGGAGAAAGAGGAGGAGAGGAGGAGGAGGGUGCAGGAGGUGAGAAGGAAGAUGGAAGCUGCUAGUGAGGAGAGGAGGAGGAGGGAGGAGCGGGAGCAAGGAGGGGUUGUUGCAGGGGAGGAGGGGAGUGAGGAGCAAGAAAAGAGAAACGGAUUGGGUGUUGCGGCUGGAGAAGGGAAGGAUAGGAAAAGAGGAGUUGAGGAGAAGAAGGGAGGAAUGGAGGAGAAAGGAGGAGUGGAGAAGCUAGGUUCAGUGGGACCUAGGAAUGGAGAAGAAAAGGAUAGGAAAGGAGGAUUUGAGGAGAAAGGAGGAGUUGAGGAGAAAGGAGGAGUUGAGGAGAAAGGAGGAGUUGAGGAGAAAGGAGGAGUUGAGGAGAAAGGAGGAGUUGAGGAGAAAGGAGGAGUUGAGGAGAAAGGAGGAGUUGAGGAGAAAGGAGGAGUUGAGGAGAAAGGAGGAGUUGAGGAGAAAGGAGGAGUUGAGGAGAAAGGAGGAGUUGAGGAGAAAGGAGGAGUUGAGGAGAAAGGAGGAGUUGAGAAGCUAGGGAGGUCAUCAGCAGUUGUGAUGAAGGAAGAGUGUGAGUCAGGUUUAGAGGGACGAGGUGUGCAAAAUGUGUUGGUAAAGCGAGGUUCGAUGAAAGGGGAAGCAAGGGAAAGUGAGAGCUCUAGUGAGGGAGAGGAAGGGUGGAGUGAUAUGGAGGAGGAGAGAGAGGAAGAGGAAGAGAAGGAGGAGGAGGAGGAGGAGGAGGAGGAGGAGGAGGAGGAGGAGGAGGAGGAGGAGGAGGAGGAGGAGGAGGAGGAGGAGGAGGAGGAGGAGGAGGAGGAGGAGGAGGAUGAAUCGUCGUGGAGUGCUGAUAACGAUAGUGGUGAUGUUAGUAACGAGGAUGCUGAUGCUGCUGGGUCUACAAUGGAGGAGGCUGGGAGGAACGAGAAUGAGGAGGAAGGGUGGAGAGAGGAGGAAGGUAGGAAAGAGGAGGAAGGGAGGAAAGAGGAGGAUGGGAUGAGAGAGGAGAAAGGGAGGAAUAAGGAGAGAGGGAGGAAUGAGGAGGAAGGGAGUAAAGAGGAGGAAUGGAGGAAAGAGGAGGAAGGGAGUAAAGAGGAAGAAUGGAGGAAAGAGGAGGAAGGGAGUAAAGAGGAGGAAUGGAGGAAAGAGGAGGAAGUUGAGAAAGUAGUGGCGGAGAGAGAGGAUGUUGCUGCUGGUGAUGGUGAUGGUGAUGGUGAUGAUGAUGCUGAGGAAUUGUGGAGUGAUGUUGAUGUUGAUAGCGGUGAUGCUGGUGACGAGGAUGGGAGGGAACCAGGCAAUGGCGAUGCUGAUGCUGAUGGUUGCGAUGACGAUGGUGAUGAGGACUUGUGGAGUGAUGUUGAUGAUGCUAACGAUGAUGCAAGUGAUGAGCGUGGGAGAAAACCAGGCAAUGAGGGGAAGGAGGACGGGUGGAGCAAGAAGAGGGAUCAGACGGAGGAGCAGAAGGAAGGGUAUUCAUUUGAGGCGCCUCAGGAAAGAGAGGAGUGGAUAGAGAACACGGAGGGUGGGUCGAGAGGGCAAAAUGGGGAGGCAGUUUCCGAGGUGUAUCGGAAGAACAAGGAGGAACGAAGUGAGAAGGAGAAUGGGGCUGAAAUCUCUCCACCAGGAAUCCUUCAGACACCUGGCAGCAUGAUAGCUUCUCCUUUCCCGGUAGAUAUGAUUUGUGAGGCGCCUCAAGAGCCGGGCAGCAUGAUUGGUCCUCCUCUCUUGGUCAAGGAGGAGCGAUCUGAGGCUGAGAGCAUCAUGGUUGAGGGGAAAGGGCAGGAGGAGGAGAUCUUUGAUGCUCUCAGAUUGUCUCAAAUGGCGCCUCAAGGGCCCUUGGCGGAUGACCAAUCUGAGAGUAGUGUUGAUGAAGGGGAAGGGAAGGAGGAAGCGACUUCUGAGAGGACUUCUGAGGCGCCUCAAAUGGCGCCUCAAGGGGUGCCUCGAAAGCCCUCGGUAGAGGAUCAACUUGGGAGCAGGGCGGAUGAAGGGGAAGGGCAGGAGGAGGUGAUGGGAACGGAGGGGAGGGAGGAGGACGAGUGGAGUGGGGUUGAUGAGGAGGAUGGAGAGGAGGAGAAUCUGUCGGAAGAACACGAUGAGCCUGUCUCUGAGGUGCCGCAACGGAACGAGGAGGGAAUGACUGAGAAGGAGGGGAGGGAAGAGGACGAGUGGAGUGGGGUUGAUAAGGAGGAUGCAGAGGAAGAGUAUCAGCUGAAGGAGCAAAAGGGAGAGUCUGUUUCUGAGGUGCCUCGAACGAUCGAGGAAGGACGGAGUGAGAAGGAGGUUGGGAGGGACGAGCAAAAUGAAGAGGGGCCUCAAAAGGUGGAGGAGGGAGGGAGUGAGAAGAAGGAUGGGAGGGAAGAGGACGAGUGGAGUGGGAUUGAUGAGGAGGAUGCAGAGGAGGAGAAUCAACCGGAAGAGAAAAACGAAGAGCCUGUCUCGGAGGUGCCGCAGAGGAACGAUGAGGAACAGAGUCAGCAGGAGGAUAAGAUGGAGGAGGAUGAGUGGAGUGGGAUAGACGAGGGUGAAGCAGAGGAGGGUGGUGGGCUGGAAGAGCAAAAGGACGAGCCUGUCUCUGAGGUGCCUCGAGCGAUCGGGGAAGGACGGAGUGAGAAGGAGGUUGGGAGGGACGAGCAAAAUGAUGAGGUGGAGGAGGGACAGAGUGAGAAGAAGGAUGGGAGGGAAGAGGACGAGUGGAGUGGGAUUGAUGAGGAGGAUGAAGGGGCAGAUGGUUUUGAUUCUUGUGAUAGCUUGGGGAGUGAAGCGGAGGAAAGUGGGAGUGGGGAAGGCGGUGGUGGAGAGAGUGGGGUCAGUGAUGUAGAUAGUGGAAGUGGGAGUGGGAGUGGGGAUGGGAGUGGGAGUGGGAGUGGGAGUGCGAGUGGGAGUGAGAGUGGGAGUGAGAGUUUGAUAGAGAACGAGAGUGAGAAUGAGAGCGAUGGGGAAGAGAGCACACUAGACAUGAGCAGUGUUGGUACCAUUGGACUGGAGGGAGAGAGUGACGAAGAAGAGACUGAUGCGCAAGGGAGGGAGGAGCGAGGGAGUGAGGAGCAAGCGAGUGAGGUGGGGGAGAGUGAGGGAGGGAAGGGUACAGAGCAACGGGAGAAAUAUGAGAGGGAUGGGGAAUGCAGCAAGCAGGAUGAUGCGAGCAAUGAAAAGACCCAGGAUUAUCUCAACGCUCUCGGAAACAGCACGGUCCAAGAAGCCAUGGCGAACCAAGGCACGGCCAACAGGGGAGAUCAUGGUGAUGUUAGCUCGCACAGUUCAGCUGUGCCAAAGCAACCCGAUCUGCCUGCAGCUGACAUGGCAGAUCGGGUUGCUGUGGCUGAAGCGAUCGCUGAUGCAGGUGCUGUGGAGGGCGCUGAUGUGGAAGUUGCUGAUGCAGAAGGUGCUGACGUGGAAGGUGCUGAUGUGGAAGGCGCUGAUGCGGAAGGUGAUGACGUGGAAGGCACUGAUGCAGAAGGUGCUGACGUGGAAGGCGCUGAUGCAGAAGGUGCUGACGUGGAAGGCAAUAAUGGUCUGCUUCACGAGCGGCUGGAGGCGGUGUGUGCGGGCUACGCUCUGCACCAGCUCUUAUCGUCCAAACUCUCCCCCUCCGAACCAAGUAACUCCGCACAAGAAUCACAAGAAUCGCAUCAACCACAGCAACCACAGCAGGCACCGUUACGGCUGGCCGUGCUGUGGCUGCCAGACGCAGGCAUGCCGCACGCCACGCUGAACCACGUGCUCGGGCCUCUGCCUCGCCCCAGCGCGCUCUCCUCUCCGCAAGGCUCCCAGCCACAAAACGACGGGCAGCAGCAGCAGCAGCAGCAGGGAUCCGCAGCAGCAGACGGGUCAUCCUCCGGUGCAGCUGACCCGUCUGAUGAGACUCUGGUGCUGCUGCAUCACCCCAGUUGGCUCAACUCGCCGCUCUACACCUAUGGGCUCCGCACUUCCCUCCAGCGCUGCUACAGCCUGCUACAGCCGUCCGCAGCCGUGCAGGAGCUGAUAGCCAAGGAGAACAUGACACGUGUCCAGCAGAGCAUAGCCGUGUACGUAGAGCCAAUCUCCCUCUCCCUCCCCUCCUCCUACCCUUGCUCUAGCUGCGACCCUAAAUUCGCGGUCAACUGCACCACGCGCCGCCUCAUGUGGUUUUUUCUCGGGCAGCCCGAAGGCGACGCUACAGUUGUGGGCUUCUGGCCGUCUCAGGCUGUAGCCGUGGCAGAAACUUUCCACGAGAACCGCCAGCCGCAUUUGCUAGAAUCCACGCGACGCCGUGCGCAGCAAUGCGAAGGCGGUAACCGCAAAGCCAGUGGUAACCGCUUGAAGGACGGUAACCGCAUUGGGGGUGGAUAUGUAGCGCCGCCUAUUAUCCCCCCCGGGAUGACUGCGGACCUCAUCCGCGCGCGCGCGCAGGCCUCCGCCAGGGGCAGCUCCCCCCGCAUGCGCGAUGUGCUAGUGGCGCCAGAGAGCUUCCCCCGGGGGGAAACGCCACCAGGGAUAGGGGGGGAUAGGGGGAGUGGCGGGAAGGUGGGAGGCGAGGGGAGGGAGUUUGAGGAGGAGAGGGGGUUGUGCGAUGCGCCGAAGAUACUGCCUGUGACAGAGCACCGCAUUGGAAGGCAACUCAUUGUGGAUGAGGAUGUGGGCAUGGUGUACUGCUACGUGCAGAAGGCGGGGUGCACGAGCUGGAAGUUCUGGCUGCGGGAGCAGCACCACCACCCCUUCCCCAAGUCCUUCCUCUCCGCCCACACCGCCCACUUCACCAACGUCACUGCCGUCUGGUACUCCCUCACCGAGCCACAAGCCAUACGCUCCCUCACACGACGAGACUUCACCCGCUUUGUGUUCCUCCGGAACCCGUACACCCGCGUUCUGUCGGCGUAUCUAGACAAGAUGCUUCGCGGGGGCGGCCCGGAUGAUCUCGGGGCAGGAUUCUGGGCGCAGGCGUUUUUCGGGCAGCUGAUCACACACUCCUUAUGGGAUGCUGCCACGUUUCGGUCGGGCCCCGGAACUGCCCGGCUGCGGAGCAUCUGGGAGGUGAUUCAGCUGCGGACGGGGUUUCGAAUCACGUUCGAUGAGUUUGUGGGUUAUCUUGGAGAGGCGUGGGAGAUAGAAAACCGGUUUCACCUAGAUGUGCACAUAGUGCCGCAGACGCUGCUAUGUGCAUUGGACCGGAUCAAGUAUGACUUUGUGGGGAGGUUUGAGAGCAUGGAUGAGGAUGUGAUGACACUGAUGAGGCGGUUUGGGAGGGAGCCUGGCGAUGCGUUCAGCUUCGGGAAGAAGCUUCAGAAGACCAAGUCGCGGGGGCGCUUGAGCGAUGCGUUCGGCAAUAAGAAAACCUUUGACACGGUCAGUCAUGUCUACAGUCUCGACUUGAACAACACCCUGAAUGGCAUCGUAUACGAACCACCAGAUGAGCUGAAGGAGUUGGCCCCCUCCUGGUGGAAAGGGGUUCCCACCAGGGCCGCACGCGGAUGCCCGGUGUGUCGCGACCCCCAGCUGGGAAUCGGCACGCGAGAGGGAGUCCCCCGCCCGCAUGCAGGUCCCUAG
Messenger RNA from Closterium sp. NIES-65, 11907 nucleotides. The record is from the annotation of a GenBank genome assembly. NCBI's taxonomy places the organism in Eukaryota, Viridiplantae, Streptophyta, Zygnematophyceae, Desmidiales, Closteriaceae.